Molecule: messenger RNA, 1714 nt
Organism: Syngnathoides biaculeatus (alligator pipefish)
Lineage: Eukaryota; Metazoa; Chordata; Actinopteri; Syngnathiformes; Syngnathidae
Gene: calm2a
Product: calmodulin 2a (phosphorylase kinase, delta)
Exons: 6
Coding region: 133-582 (149 amino acids)
Molecular function (GO): calcium ion binding
Source: RefSeq, a predicted model, not a curated record
GUUAAAGGCGAGCCCAGUUGCGGCGGGUGACGGCCACAGCGUGUUCAUUUCAUUCUCCGGGCUUCCACUGUGGCGAGGUUACGCGCGAACAGGGGAUUUUUGUCGUGAAAAAGCAGCUCCAAAGACGUCGAAAUGGCUGAUCAGCUUACAGAAGAGCAAAUUGCAGAAUUCAAGGAGGCGUUUUCACUUUUUGACAAGGACGGAGAUGGCACAAUCACCACCAAAGAGCUGGGCACAGUCAUGCGCUCUCUCGGGCAGAACCCCACAGAGGCAGAGUUGCAGGACAUGAUCAACGAGGUGGAUGCUGAUGGAAACGGUACGAUAGAUUUCCCAGAAUUCCUCACCAUGAUGGCCAGAAAAAUGAAGGAUACAGAUAGCGAAGAGGAGAUCAGAGAAGCCUUUCGUGUCUUUGACAAGGAUGGUAACGGGUACAUCAGUGCUGCUGAGCUACGCCACGUGAUGACAAACCUUGGUGAGAAGUUAACUGAUGAGGAAGUAGAUGAGAUGAUCAGAGAAGCAGACAUUGAUGGAGAUGGACAAGUCAACUAUGAAGAGUUCGUACAAAUGAUGACGGCGAAGUGAGGGCCUUGUACAGAUUUCGUAUAAAUUUGCCUUUUCUUUGUGUAAUUUCUGUAAAAUCUUAUUAACCCCUCGCGUCCCCGCCCCUACUGCUGUCCAAAGGAACUGCAUGUAAACUGCAUAGGCUCUUGUCCCCAUGUCCCUUUCUUUUGCUGUCAUGAUGUUUGAGUGACGAACGGUCAUCCAACCAGAUGCCUGCGGAGGCCCUCGGGAGCCGGAGAACCGACUCCGCUAUUGUGCUCGGGGCCUUUUCUGGCGAGGCGACAUUGGAAACCUGUCAGCUAGUUGUCACUUGGCAACGCUGUUGGCAUGGAAACAAUGUAGAGCAGUUGAAACUCUGCAUGGACUAUGGACAAAGUAUAUAAUGGGAAAUCUCUCAGCAUUGCACUACUGCAAAAAAAAUGACACGGGUGUAUCUCCUAGGUACUCGUACAAACUUUUUGUAUCUGCUCUUCUAUAUACCAGAAAAUGACUAAUCUUACCAUGCUUUUUAAUGUUUUACUCAUUCUUUUUUUUUUUUUUUUUUUUUUUUUUUAAUGGCCUCUUGCCAUGCCUCAAAUAAUCCAUUCCAAGUUGUAUAUUUUUGUUUUCCAAUAAAAUUUACAAUCUACCCAGAUUUGAAAGUUGGUCUUGUUUUCUCAGUUUGUAAUUACAUUUUUGAUUACUUUUUUUUUUUUUUUUUUAAAUGAAAUUGAGGAAUCUUUUCCUCCCUUACACUUGGCACUAUUUUGAAACAAGUGUUGCCUGUCAUGUCCCGGAAGCAUUGAGGAGCAUCAGCCAAUGCCUCUUAAUGUAAAAUUUAAGAUUAAAUCAGGAGUGGGAUGAAAGCUGUUUACUGGAAGUGUGCACAGCAGUGCUGGAUAGUUUUGGUGUAUGCUGUGCAGGUGCUCUCACCACAGGCUGUGUUGUCUGGCCCUGUUGGUAGAGUACCUUGUACAAGCUAGUUGCAAAGUCUUACCCCCCCACCCCAUCCCCUUCCCAGUUGCAAGGUGCAGGGAAUAGGGGCAUAUGUGAGAGGUCAUGGUGUAAAUAAGGUAUUUUUUUUUUUUUUUUUUGAAGGUUUCUAGUGGUUUGUUACAGUAGCUUGCCGAGAUGCUAAGUUUGUUACUUUGACAAAAUAAAGUUCUAUUGUGGA